UUGUUGGCCUGCGUGCGGCCAGUGGCGCCGCGUCCAAUCCAACACAGCGGCAGCGCGUGUGCUGUCCCUUCUCGUCUCCGUUUAGUCUGUCCGCGCGCGCACUCCGAGUGCCGGAGGAAAAGUGGUGGGAACCCGUAUGCUGGUCCGGCCGACACGUGCCCACUCGCCCACACGGCUCAACGUUACAAAAGGGAGGGAGUGGCAAACGACCGGAACGCGCGCGCACAACACGGUCACUAGCAUCGAUCGCUCUGCCUUUUCACUUUUUCAGCCAUGCUCUCCACGGCCCGCGCGGUGACCUCGCCCGCCGCGUGCGCUGCCCAGCACCAGCAGCAUGGCGGGAGCCGGUUCGUCGUGUUCCUGGCCGGCGAUGACGGGAGGGGAGCUGCCGGUUCCAGCAGCGUGCGUGCGCCGAGGCCGCGCUCUGUGGCAGCGCGUGCCGCCGGCUCGUCCAACCACGCUGUCUGCCUCGAGGCGGCCGCGCCGUGGAGCAUGGACUGUGUCGCGGCGCCGGCGACCGUGUCGUACGAGGAGAGCGUGCGCCAGGUCGUGCUCAAGCAGGCGGCGCUCGCGGCCUCGACCACGCCGAGGAAGGCGCGGCACGCCGGCCGUGACGCCGGCGUGCUGGACGCGGCCUUCGACCGCUGCGGCGCGGUGUGCAAGGAGUACGCCAAGACGUUCUACCUGGCCACGCAGCUGAUGACGCCGGAACGGAGGCGGGCGAUCUGGGCGAUAUACGUGUGGUGCCGGAGGACGGACGAGCUGGUGGACGGCCCGAACGCGGCGCACACGUCGGCGCUGGCGCUGGACCGCUGGGAGUCGCGCCUCGACGGCGUCUUCGCCGGCCGGCCCUACGACAUGCUCGACGCGGCGCUGGCCGACGCCGUGGCCGCCUUCCCGGCGGUCGACGAGCGGCCGUUCCGGGACAUGGUCCAGGGGAUGCGCAUGGACCUCGCCAAGUCCCGCUACGCCACCUUCGACGAGCUCUACCUCUACUGCUACCGCGUGGCCGGCACCGUGGGGCUCAUGACCGUCCCCGUCAUGGGUGUCUCCCCGGGCUCCCAGGCGGACGUGGAGACGGUGUACGCCGGCGCGCUCGCCCUCGGCGUCGCCAACCAGCUCACCAACAUCCUCAGGGACGUCGGCGAGGAUGCGAGGAGGGGAAGGAUCUACCUGCCGCAGGACGAGCUAGCCAUGGCCGGCAUCUCCGAGGCGGACAUCUUCGCCGGCCGUGUCACCGACGAGUGGAGGAGCUUCAUGAAGGGACAGAUCGCGAGGGCCAGGGCCUACUUCAAACAAGCCGAGCAAGGCGCCGCCGAGCUCAACCAGGAGAGCCGAUGGCCGGUGUGGGCAUCUCUGCUUCUGUACCGGCAGAUCCUGGACGAGAUCGAGGCCAACGGCUACGACAACUUCAGCAAGCGGGCCUAUGUUCCCAAGGCCAAGAAGCUGGCGGCGCUGCCCAAAGCUUACCUCAGGUCCCUCAUGCCUCCUCCUUCGCAGAGGCGCCGUUGAUCAGUUAGCUCUGAUCCUCUAGUGUACUACUUCCUCCGUUCCCAAAUAUAAGUCUUUCUAGAGAUUCUAACAAGUGACUACAUACAUAGAAAAAUGAGUGAAUCUACACUCUAAAAUAUGUCUAUAUACAUCCGUAUGUUGUUGUCCAUUUGAAAUGUCUAAAAAGACUUAUAUUUAGGAAUGGAGGGAGUAGUACUGUAUAUAGCAGUGAUGUACAGUACAGAUUUAAGCUAGGCCUUGUGAGUAUGUUUUUUUUUUGCAAUGUACAAAGUGUUGAAGAAAAAUUAUGUACUUGUUAGAAAA
Molecule: messenger RNA, 1815 nt
Organism: Triticum urartu
Lineage: Eukaryota; Viridiplantae; Streptophyta; Magnoliopsida; Poales; Poaceae
Product: phytoene synthase 2, chloroplastic
Biological process (GO): biosynthetic process
Molecular function (GO): squalene synthase [NAD(P)H] activity; geranylgeranyl diphosphate synthase activity
Source: RefSeq, a predicted model, not a curated record